AUUAAUUAAUUUUUGGGGGGGUUUAAUUUAAUUAAGGACCGUCGAUCCUUUUCCGCGCGGGGCGGAGUGGAUCGAGGCGCGCGGGUGGGAAGCGAUCGAGGGGCGCCAUGGCUUAUCCUCCUGGUUAUGGGGGGCCAGGCUCCAAACACAGGGCCAGGAUCCCCCCUGUGCCACAAUCUACAGAUGCCCCUCAGCUCUUUGACGACACCAGCUCGGGCUACGGGCCACCCCAAGCGGGCUACCCCACGCCGGGGAUCGACAUGAGUUUCAACCAGAUUUUUGCUGACCCGGUUGCUAACGUCGCCGUGGCUUAUGGCACCUCCAUUGCUUCCCAGGGAAAAGACAUUGUUCAUAAAGAGAUUCACAGAUUUGUUUCUAUCAACAAGCUUAAGUACUUCUUUGCGGUGGACACGACGUAUGUGAUGAAAAAAUUAGGCGUAUUAGUCUUCCCUUACGUGCACCAGAAUUGGGAAGUUCAAUAUCAUCGUGACGUUCCUCUCACUCCCCGCCAGGACGUCAACGCUCCCGAUCUGUAUAUUCCUAGUAUGGCCUUCAUUACGUAUAUUUUGCUGGCUGGGAUGGCCCUGGGGAUACAGAAAAGGUUUUCCCCAGAGGUCCUCGGGAUGUGCGCCAGUACGGCCUUUGUGUGGAUGGUGAUUGAAGUCCUCGCCCUUCUCCUUGGUCUCUACCUUACCACGGUCCAAAGUGAUCUGGGCACGUUUGAUCUUCUGGCUUAUUGCGGCUACAAAUAUGUUGGGAUGAUCCUCACUGUGGUCGGGGGCUUAAUUUUUGGGCUGAACGGCUACUACAUUACUCUGGCGUGGGCCUCCUGUUCUCUUAUGUAUUUCAUGGUGCGUUCCUUACGGAUGAAGAUCCUCACUUCGGUGGUACAAGACGGACUGAGCCGGACCACCGGACGGGCACAGAUGUACGUCACGCUAGGCGCCGCUGCCUUUCAGCCCUUAGUUUUGUACUGGUUGACGGCCCAGUUGGUGCAUUAAAUGGAGGAGAGGAGA
Protobothrops mucrosquamatus (brown spotted pit viper) is the source of this 1016-nucleotide messenger RNA. It is a transcript of the gene YIF1A, whose product is annotated as Yip1 interacting factor homolog A, membrane trafficking protein. Bases 108 to 1001 code for a protein of 297 amino acids. Gene Ontology annotation, biological process: endoplasmic reticulum to Golgi vesicle-mediated transport. Gene Ontology annotation, cellular component: endoplasmic reticulum membrane; COPII-coated ER to Golgi transport vesicle; Golgi membrane. The record is from RefSeq and is a predicted model, not a curated record. The transcript is spliced from 8 exons. NCBI's taxonomy places the organism in Eukaryota, Metazoa, Chordata, Lepidosauria, Squamata, Viperidae.